AAUGAAGACACCGCUGCUGCUGCAGUCAAUGUGCUCUCCCUGUGUAACCUUGCUCUGCUUUAGUGCCGACUCUUCUGGAAAAAGAGCUGGUUUUAUUGAUGAAAAGAGAAUCUUGGUUGUUUGAAUUAGAAGAAAGUAUUUGUCAGCAACAAAGAAGGCUGAAGGUAUUUUUAGGACUCCGGGAAUGGCAUGACAUGUAUUUGUGUGCCAGAUGGCUUAAAGGAACAUCCAACCCAGCAGCCCACAGAGCGUUUGUCAUGGGGAUAGGUAAUUGAGAAUGGGCCCUCAAGGAUGCUGAGUCUACAAUGGGAAGUGUCACACUUCGCUAUUUCUGCUAUGGGUGCCUCUUCACAUCCGUGACCUGGACACUUCUGCUCUUUGUUUAUUUCAACUUCAGUGAAGAGAACCAAUCCUUCAAGAAUGUGCCCAUCAAGGGGCUGGAACCUCAGAGGCCAUUCCCAAAAAAAUUCUACCCCCGUUUUACACGGGGGCCGGUUCAUAUAGCUGAAUUGCAACAGAAAGAGAAUAAAAUAGGAAAUUCUUUUGGAAAUCAUAUCCAGGAUCCAGUUAAGGGGGAGAUAGAAUUCUCUCCUGAAAUGGGAAUGAUUUUUAAUGAAGAAGAUCAGGAAGUGAGAGACUUGGGCUAUCAGAAGCAUGCUUUCAAUAUGCUUAUCAGCAAUCGACUGGGAUACCACAGGGAGGUGCCUGAUACAAGAGAUGCAAAAUGCAGGGAGAAGUCCUACCCUGCUGAUCUGCCCCCUGCCAGUGUGGUGAUUUGUUUCUACAACGAGGCGCUCUCGGCCCUGCUCCGCACAGUGCACAGCGUCCUGGACCGCACCCCUGCCCACCUCCUGCACGAAAUCAUCCUGGUGGAUGACAACAGUGAAUUGGCUGACUUGAAAAAAGACUUGAGUGAAUAUGUUAAAACUCAACUUCCCAAAACUACAAAAUUGGUAAGAAAUGAGAAGAGAGAAGGCUUGAUCAGAGGAAGAAUGAUUGGAGCCUCUCAUGCCACUGGGAAGGUGCUGGUGUUCCUGGACAGUCACUGUGAGGUGAAUGAGAUGUGGUUGCAGCCUCUGCUGACUCCCAUCAGGGAGGAUCGCAGGACCGUGGUGUGCCCCGUGAUCGACAUCAUCAGCGCCGACACCCUCACCUACAGCUCCUCCCCCGUCGUGCGGGGGGGCUUCAACUGGGGCCUGCACUUCAAAUGGGAUCUCGUUCCUCUGGCAGAGCUGGAAGGACCCGAGGGAGCCACUGCUCCCAUCAAGUCCCCCACCAUGGCUGGAGGGCUGUUUGCCAUGGAUCGUGAGUACUUCAAUGAGCUUGGGCAGUACGACAGCGGCAUGGACAUCUGGGGAGGAGAAAACCUGGAAAUAUCUUUUCGGAUCUGGAUGUGUGGUGGCAGACUUCUGAUCAUCCCCUGCUCCAGGGUGGGACACAUUUUCCGUAAGAGGCGUCCCUAUGGCUCACCUGGGGGGCAGGACACUAUGGCUCAUAACUCACUGAGGCUGGCACAUGUGUGGAUGGAUGAAUACAAGGAGCAGUAUUUUGCUUUGAGACCUGAGCUGAGGAUGAGGAGCUAUGGAAAUAUCACUGACCGUGUGGAACUGAGGAAGAGAUUAAACUGCAAGUCAUUUAAGUGGUAUUUAGAUAACAUCUACCCUGAGAUGCAAAUAUCUGGGCCCAAUGCCAAAGCUCCACAGCCAGUUUUUAUUAAUAGAGCACAGAAACGACCAAAAAUAAUCCAGCGUGGAAGGCUGUAUCACCUCCAAACCAACAAAUGCUUAGUUGCCCAGGGUCACCCAAGUCAGAAAGGAGGGCUGGUGGUGGUUCGGGAAUGUGACUACAGUGAUCAGAACCAGGUCUGGAUUUACAAUGAGGAUCAUGAGCUGAUUUUAAAUAAUCUGCUUUGCUUGGAUGUUUCGGAAACUCGCUCGUCCGAUCCCCCUCGCCUCAUGAAAUGCCACGGCUCUGGUGGCUCACAGCAGUGGACAUUUGGGAAAAACAACCGGCUGUACCAGGUCUCCGUGGGGCAGUGCCUGAAGGUGGUGGAUCCCCUGAGCCACAAGGGCUACGUGACCGUGGCCAUCUGCGACGGGUCCCUUCCUCAGCAGUGGCACUUUGAGAGCUGAGACAGCCAGAAGGUGGCUGAGGAGAGUUCAGCUGAGCCCUGGUUCCCCUUCAGCCACGAUCUGAAGUCAUUCUGGAGGGUGAUGUGCAGAGCCCUUGGCUGCUACCCCUGGCACAAGCAUGGAAGGAGCUGCUGGAAAUGCCCUGCCCCGGGGAGCUGAGCGUGGGAAGGUCCAGGUGGUCCCUGGUCACACGCUGAGAGCAGCAGCCCCAGUGCAAGAAGAAUUGAAAUUUAUCAUCUGUUCCUUGGAUGAUCCUGGAUUAUUGGACUGGUUUUAAGUAACAGAAAUCAUUAGAGCAAUGUAAUUUAAAUGGUGAGAUGAGAUUUCAGCUUUGUGGAUCUUCUAAAUGACAGUGACAGAAAGGAGUCCUUGGCUAUUUCAUGUGCAGUAUAUCAAUAAUUUACGUUUCUAGUAUGGGUUUACUGGCCAAAAUUAUUUUACUUUUUCUGGAAAAUAUUUUUAUUCCCUUUCAUCUUCCAACAAUUGUCAUUUGUAAUAUUUAAAUUUAGUUCUUUUAAUUUUAGGACUUUUCAUGUAGUUUAAGUUCUUUGCUGUCAUUCGUCACCUCAUAUUUAAAACAAAGUAACUAUUGCAAAGUCUAUUUUGAUGACUCAUGACAGUAGCUGCAUUUAAAAUAAAGUAUCAUUUUUUUAUUAA
This is a messenger RNA of Catharus ustulatus (Swainson's thrush), 2789 nucleotides long. It is a transcript of the gene GALNT11, whose product is annotated as polypeptide N-acetylgalactosaminyltransferase 11. Gene Ontology annotation, molecular function: Notch binding. NCBI's taxonomy places the organism in Eukaryota, Metazoa, Chordata, Aves, Passeriformes, Turdidae. The coding region runs from base 306 to 2132 and encodes 608 amino acids. The record is from RefSeq and is a predicted model, not a curated record. Gene Ontology annotation, biological process: regulation of Notch signaling pathway. Gene Ontology annotation, cellular component: Golgi apparatus. The transcript has 13 exons.